AGUAAAAACACCAACUUGACAAAACAUCACUUAUCAUCAAAAAAUUUUGAGCCUUUUGAGCGUUGAAGGUUUCAUACCAACAUGAAGAAAACAAACAUGAAAUUUUGUAAAUGUCAAAGUCUCUUCGCAAAAACUUUUUGUCUUGUCUAAAAUAUUGUUCCACGUCCUCAACCAAAUAAAUAUGUUAAAACUUAACUUAAAUUACAAUUUAUAACACUGAAUUACAUCGGAUUAGUCAAUUGUUUACAUUUUGAAUUGCUUCGUUUGGUGAAUAUUAACAGUGAUAAGAAAUGGCGAGUCCCAGAACCAGAAGAGUUUUACAAGAUUUGAAGCAAACGAAUGAAAAUAGUAAAUGCUUCGAAUGUGGAACUCACAACCCCCAGUGGGUGUCUGUAACCUACGGCAUCUGGAUUUGCUUAGAGUGUUCGGGAAAGCAUCGUGGACUUGGUGUUCACCUUUCAUUUGUACGUUCUGUGACUAUGGACAAGUGGAAGGACGUUGAGCUGGAAAAAAUGAAAGCAGGUGGGAAUCGAAAUGCACGUGAAUUUCUCGAUGACCAGCCCGAUUGGAAUGAUUCACUGCCGAUUCAGCAACGGUAUAACAGCAAAGCCGCUGCAUUAUAUCGAGACAAAAUCUCAACAUUAGCCCAAGGCAAGUCCUGGAGUCCAUCAAGUUCGUCUGCUCAAAAUUAUCAGAGUUCAAGUGUGAACGCUUACGAAACAAAGGGUGGAAAUAGCGGAUCAUUCCAGAAUAGUAAUUCUUAUCAAGAUUUCGGUGGUUAUCAGGACAGUGGUAGUGGAUAUCAGAAUAUGGUCAACACGCCCGAAUUUAAAGAGCAAAAAGAGAAUUAUUUCUCGAAAAUACAAGACCAAAACGCUAUGCGCCCAGACAAUGUACCACCGAAUCAAGGGGGAAAAUAUUCGGGAUUCGGUUAUUCUCGCGAGCCACCACCGAAAAGUCAAUCGCAAGAAUUGAUUGACUCAACGGUAUCAUCAUUAGCAUCGAGUUUUAGUUGGUUGUCGGCUGGUGCCGUGAAAAUUGCUGCAACGGCGAAGGAUAGUGCAUCGCGAUACAGCAAUAUAGCAUCACAAAAGGUUAAAGAUGGCACAUUGGUAGAAGAUUUAAGCUCGCAAGUAACGAAUUUAGCUUCCAAGGUUGGCGACUUCAGUAAAAAGGGUUGGAGUUCACUAUCUGGCAGCAAUGUUUCUUCACCGCAAGGAGGAUAUGGAUCUGGUCAAAAUGGUGACGCCCCCACGGAAGGAUAUCAAUCUAAUCGACAUUCAAAUGCAUACGACGGUCUACCAUCUAAAGACGAUGAUUUCGGCUGGGACAACAAUAAAUACAAUUCUUAUCAAUCAGCAUCUCCGACCACGGAAGACAAUUGGAAUGGAUUCGAGAGCAAAGCAACGGAGAAACGAAAAGAAUACAAAUCGGAGAACAGUGUCAGUCGAAAAUCCACUCAAUCAGUUGCGUCUCCCGACUUUGAUGGGUUUGAUGUGAAAACGUCCAAGCCGAAAACUGUUGCUGGUAAAACGAAAAAAAUUGAGGACGACGCCUGGGAUUUGUUGAAUAAUUGAAAUGUUUCGUUUAAAUUGAAUUGAUCACUGAAAAUUGCUAUAGGAUGAAUUAAACUAAAGAUAUCUGUCUGUAUCAUCAUUAUAAAUUAUGCCCAUUUUAACAACAUUAUAUAUGAAGAAGAAAAGAAUUUUAUUGGAUUGAUGGAAGUUGUAAAAUCAAUGUAAAAAGCUUCGGCUCAUUAUUAAAGUGUCAAAAAAAUCCAAA
Bradysia coprophila is the source of this 1782-nucleotide messenger RNA. It is a transcript of the gene ArfGAP1, whose product is annotated as ADP-ribosylation factor GTPase-activating protein 1. Gene Ontology annotation, cellular component: Golgi membrane. Lineage: Eukaryota; Metazoa; Arthropoda; Insecta; Diptera; Sciaridae. The record is from RefSeq and is a predicted model, not a curated record. Gene Ontology annotation, biological process: regulation of ARF protein signal transduction; regulation of endocytosis. Gene Ontology annotation, molecular function: GTPase activator activity.